Molecule: messenger RNA, 2312 nt
Organism: Hibiscus syriacus
Lineage: Eukaryota; Viridiplantae; Streptophyta; Magnoliopsida; Malvales; Malvaceae
Exons: 6
Coding region: 196-2166 (656 amino acids)
Biological process (GO): protein transport
Source: RefSeq, a predicted model, not a curated record
AAUAAAAUAUAGAAAAGGAAAAAUUGUCUGAGAAACGGCACUGAAGAAAGCUUUAAGCAAAGCUGCAAAGAGCCUUUUCUCGUCUUCUUUAAUGGCAGAUCUCUCGUUUUAUUGAUUUGCAUUUUGAGUUUACGGCCUAGUUUUUGUGAGUUAGCUGAGUUGAAUCGUUCUGUUGAGUUGAAUAAGUGAUCGGAAAUGCUGGACGGAAUCUUAGGCCGUGGUUUUGCCUCCAAAUGUAAUUCAUUGAUAAAACUGAUAAAGAGUCGGAUCGAGGUCAUAAGGAGGAAGAAGACUGCGACGCUUAAGUUUUUGAAGAAAGAUGUAGCUGAUCUGCUUGCUAAUGGUCUUGAUAUUAAUGCUUAUGGCAGGGUAGAAGGAUACAUUGCAGAAUUGGUCCUUUCAUCUUGCUAUGAUUUUGUGGAGAAAUGCUGUGAUUUGGUGUCCAAGCAUGUUUCACUUCUGCAAAAAUUAAGAGAUUGCCCUGAAGAUUGCCGGGAAGCUGUCUCAUCUCUAAUGUUUGCAGCUGCAAGAUUCUCUAAUUUGCCAGAGUUGCGUGAUCUCAGGCAAAUAUUUCAUGAAAGAUAUGGAAAUUCCCUGGAAUUAUUUGUCAACAAACAGCUUGUCGAGAAUUCUGCUUCAAAUUCUUUCACAAUGGAGAUGAAAGUCAAGGUAAUGAAUGAUAUAGCAUCCGAGUUUUCCAUAAAAUGGGACUCUGAAGCUUUUAAGCAAAGAAUGUCUAAACCUGCUGUGAUUCCAAAGGACCAACCUAAAAGUCAUGGCUCUUUCCAUGCCAGAGGUCAUAAUCAUAAAUCAAACGAUGGAAGGAGUCAACUAGAGGAAAAUUUUGAAGUUUCAUCUAAAGAUAACCUCAUAGCAGGUAAAGAUGGGCACAGAUUGGGCAACUCUAAGGAGGAUAAUGCCUCAAAAAGGGGUGAGAUCAGCCUUCCGCCUAAACAGGAAUUAAUUGUUGAUGGGUACCAUCCACAUCAUGGUAGGGAGCAAGCUACUGCAAGGAAGGAGACUGGAGACAUUCCGUUAUGGCUAAAUCAAGAAGUACCUGCCAGUAAGCUUGACUAUUGGAAUGGGAAGGAUGAUGUUGCCUUGAAAACAAGAUUAAGCAGUUCCUCGCAUGGGAAAAGAAUGAAAAGGGCUGAUGAUGGAGCCAAACUACAAGAUGGUAGGCAGAAUGGUACACCUAGAAGAGAUAAUCAAGAUGUUCUACCCGAGAGAAAGCCAGAGAAAAGUCCUAGUUAUGCAGAUCCUAGGUCAAAGAGUCGUGAUAAAGAUCAGUCCGCUGCUAAUAACUAUGGUCACCAGUACAGUUUUCCAAACUCAACGAGAAAAACUCACGAGGAAGAUGAACACAAGUGGAAGUCCCACUUUAAUGGUGGCAUCCCCCCUCCUUAUGUUAAAUCCAGUACAAAACCGAAGGAUCGCAAACAUGAUGAUGCUGAUGUAGGAUCAUCACUUGCUGCUUCUGAUGACAGGGCAUAUGCGGUUAAUAGUGCUGAUAAAUAUCAAGGAGGGUUAUAUCAUCCUGAUAAAGAGGGGCAGAUAAUGCCACCUGCUAUUUUGAAUGGUCGGGAUCGUGAUAAAGAUUAUUACUACAAUCAUGAUGGAAGUGAUGCUCCCAUACCAAGACGAAGAUCAUCUCGAAGGCGACAUAAAUCAUCUUCUGAUCAUACCGAACUCAAUUAUGCCAAAUAUGUUGAACCUGCAAGGAGUAGAAGAACAAGAAGCACGAGAAAGGAGGACUCAAGACGAGGUCUGCAAAUUUUAUUUGAUGACGAGCAGCAUAAAGAUGACGACGAGGAAAGGAUAAUUGACAAACUGUUGAUACAUUAUAGUAAAAAGCCACCAUCCGGUGCAGAGGGAAUGAUGAGAAGAAAGUCCAAAAGCCGUCAUUCACAUCGUAGGGGAAGUGAUGUGGGUGAUAGUGAAGCUCCUCAGAAAUCAAGCAGGGAUAGAUCUGAUGUUACGUCCGAGACCGUUUCCCGUCCAACCCGAUCAAUAUCUCUCCCUCUUGUACUAACCGCCGAAUCGGAAGGGACCAAGGUAUGUGCUCGUGCUGCCUCCUUUCAGCCAGAUAGGUCGAAUCACGUUCAUCCGAAGUUACCAGAUUAUGACGAUUUGGCAGCUCACUUCGCGGCAAUGAAAGGGAGAUAGAACUUUAAACCAUAAUGAAUCAUCCUUUUUUAUCUAAUCGUUUUGAUUGCAUUGCAUCAAUCUUAAAAAUUACAUUAUUUGCUUAGCUCGGUGCUGUAUUAAGUACCCUGCAUUGAUAUUGCCUAAAGCAUUUAUGUUUUUAAACA